AUAUUAUGAACAUGACUGUUGAGGAUCGUUGUGGUGACACUGAGGGUGAUCUUACUAAUGUUAGUAACAUUGGGAAUACAGUCUGGAAUGUCAGUAAUAAUAUCAGUAGUAUUGAUAGGAAUGUCAUGGAUAAUAUCAGUAGCAUUGAUGGUAAUGUCAUUGAUAAUGUUUGUAUUGUUGAAGGCAAUGUUGUGUUGGGGGCUGAGGUACAAUCUCUGGGGGCUGAGCAAGGGGAUGACUUGGAUAGGCCUGUCCCUUGCCCAGGCUCAGAAGAUUGUGCCUUGAUAAGUGCCCAGCCAUUGGCCUUGCAUAGGACUAGGCAGCUGGCUGGGACUUGUAGUUCCACGCCUCCGGCAGCACUGAAA
This is a messenger RNA of Staurois parvus, 365 nucleotides long. The record is from the annotation of a GenBank genome assembly. Lineage: Eukaryota; Metazoa; Chordata; Amphibia; Anura; Ranidae.